This is a messenger RNA of Ixodes scapularis (black-legged tick), 1826 nucleotides long. Its product is annotated as cytochrome P450 4c3. The coding region runs from base 1 to 1770 and encodes 589 amino acids. Gene Ontology annotation, molecular function: monooxygenase activity; heme binding; oxidoreductase activity, acting on paired donors, with incorporation or reduction of molecular oxygen. The record is from RefSeq and is a predicted model, not a curated record. Lineage: Eukaryota; Metazoa; Arthropoda; Arachnida; Ixodida; Ixodidae. The transcript is spliced from 13 exons.
AUGGCGGACAGUUGUCGGCCCUUUUUGGAUACGUCCAGGCUGUCCCGACGACGAAAACAGGAGAGCGAAGAGAGGCGAUUGUUUUCGGGAAACAUCACUUGGUCAACACGAAACAUCAAGAUGAUUUCCCGGCCACUGUACGAACUCGGCGGCGACUCGUUCACUGAUGUGGCGACCAGUCUUCUCUACUGGGCUCUCAAGUGGAGCGCUGGCAUCUCAAUAUCGUUGGCACUUCUGCUGGGAGUCUGCGUCUCGGUGGCCCGAUGGAUUCAGCUCAAGACUCUUCGACAACUCCAGCACUUACCUGGAAGGAGAGAGGUUCUGCCAUUUCUGAACGAUUACGCGCUUUUUAAAGCCUGUUCGCAGCAGGAGUCCCCGGCCGCAUUCAACACACUUUUCUUCAAUGCGAUCUCCGGGUUCCACGCUCGCUUCCAGAGGUACGGAAUGCACAGAAUCUACACUGGCUUGUCUCCUCUGAUUAUAGUCUAUCGGGCAGACUACGUGGAGGAAGUACUGAAGAGCAACACCCUGCUGAAGAAAGGAGCUGUGUACGAUAUGCUUCACAGUUGGCUUGGAACCGGCUUGCUAACCGGUACCGGAAAUAAAUGGAGGACACGAAGACGACUUUUCACUCCUGCCUUCCAUUUCCGAAUUCUGGACGAUUUUACGCCUACAAUAAAUGCCCAGUCCAUGAUUCUUGCCGAUACUUUGGGGAAAAUGUCUCUGGAGCACAACGGGGUUGACGUGGUACCGAGGGUAACACUCUGCACCCUGGACAUUGUUUGCGAAACGAUUAUGGGAAGGGUGAUUAACGCUCAAAGCAACCAGGACUCUGAGUAUGUGAAAGCUGUAAACAGGUUAGGCGAGCUUUUCCUGGAAAGAAUUUUGACGCCUUUUGCGAGGGUUGAAAGGAUUUACAAAAUGACAUCUAAUGGAAAAGAAUACCACCGAUGCCUCAACACGUUGCACUCAUUCACAAGGCGGGUGAUCUCCGAAAGAAAAGCGGACAUGAAGGAAGAUUUUAACAGAGGUAUACUGGUUAAUGACGAAAGCGAGGACACUGGACGAAGUACCAAGCUCAAAAAACCUUUUCUUGAUCUUCUUCUAAUUGAGCAUUUCAAGGACAAUAAACAGAUCACCGAGGAAGAUAUCAGGGAAGAAGUCGACACCUUCAUGUUUGAGGGUCACGACACAACUGCUAUGGGAAUCAGCUGGGCGCUAUUCCUGAUAGGCCACAGCCCCGCGGAACAGCAAAAAGUACACGACGAACUAGAUUCUAUUUUCGGAGACGACACAGAGCGCCCUGUAAGCCACGAAGACAUGAAGGAGAUGAGAUACUUGGAAUGUGUUAUUAAGGAGUCGCAGAGAAUUUACCCUUCUGUGCCGCUUUACACAAGGACUGUUGAAGAGCCUUUCCAACUUGCUGGUACGUCACUUCCCAAGGGAACAGCGGUUCAAGUGGCCGCCUACUUUUUGCACCGAGACCCGAAGGUAUUCCCCAAACCCGAGGAGUUUCAGCCAGAGCGAUUCCUUCCCGAGAAUGCGAAAGGAAGGCACCCCUUCGCCUACGUGCCGUUUUCAGCAGGACCUCGCAACUGCAUCGGUCAAAAGUUUGCGAUGUCGGAGGAGAAAAUUGUCCUCGCCAACAUCCUCCGAAAGUACAAGCUCAAGUCUUUGAGUCACAGGGACGAAGUUGGAUUAGUCGCCGAAAUAGUACUCAGACCCAAAAAUGGACUCCGGAUCACGUUUACUCCAAGGGCGACUCCUUAAACCAUCGAAUAAAGCCUUCCACGGAAACAAACAAAUAAACAUACGAUAACAUUUGU